CUUCGCCGGUUCCAGAGUGCAGGCCGGCGGGCCUCGCUGCGGACCCCGCGAGCUAUGGCCCGGGUGCUGAUCGUGGGUGCGGGGCUGACGGGAAGCCUGUGCGCUGCACUGCUGAGGAAGGAGGCGUCCUGUCCUUUACACCUCUCUGUGUGGGACAAGGCGGGGGACUCAGGUGGGUCGUCUCCAGGCCCAAACUAGGGGAAAAGGAAGCCGGCGGGCACCGAGGCUUCCCAGGGGGCGCUGGGCCUCCCUCUGAGGGGAAGAAUGACUACAGCCAGCAGUGCCCAUAAUCCUCAGAGCACAGUCGACUUGGGUGCCCAGUACAUCACCUGCACUCCUCAUUUUGCCAAAAAACAUCAAAGUUUUUAUGAUGAACUGUUGGCUCAUGGCGUUUUGAAGCCUCUGACCUCUCCUAUUGAGGGAAUGGUGAACAAAGAAGGAGACUGUAACUUUGUGGCACCUCAAGGAGUUUCUUCAAUUAUUAACCAUUACUUGAAAGAAUCAGGUGCCGAUAUCUACUUCAGACAAUGUGUGACCCAGAUCAACCUGAGAAAUGACAAGUGGGAAGUCUCCAAGGAAACAGGCUCCCCAGAGCAGUUUGAUAUUGUUGUCCUCACAAUGCCAGCUCCUCAGAUUCUGCAGCUUCGGGGAGACAUUGAAAACUUAAUUAGUGAAUGCCAAAGGCAGCAACUGGAGUCUGUGAGCUACUCCUCUCGCUACGCACUGGGCCUCUUUUAUGAAGCUGGCACGAAGAUUGAUGUCCCUUGGGCUGGGCAGUACAUCACUAGUAAUCCCUGCAUUCGCUUCAUCUGCAUUGAUAAUAAGAAACGCAAUAUAGAGUCGUCAGAAAUUGGGCCUUCCCUUGUGAUUCACACCACUGUCCCAUUUGGAAUUACAUACUUGGAACACAGCAUUGAGGAUGUGCAGGAAUUAAUCUUGCAGCAGCUGGAAAACAUUUUGCCUGGUUUGCCUCAGCCAGUUGCUACCAAAUGCCAGAAAUGGAGACAUUCACAGGUGACGAAUGCUGCAGCCAACUUUCCUGGUCAAAUGACCCUCCACCUCAAACCUCUUCUUGUGUGUGGAGGAGAUGGAUUUACUCAGUCCAACUUUGAUGGCUGUGUCACUUCUGCCCUUUGUGUUCUGGAAGCUUUAAAGAAUCAUAUUUAAAAUUGAAAUGGAUAUGAGACUGUCUUAUGCUGGAAGCCAUCCCAGAGGCCCACGAGACCCAGAUGUCCAGGAGGCCCUAAAAGACCCAGGGCGAAGGUAUCCAACUCCCCUGGGAAAUAGGGGUCAGUACCUUUUGGAACAGUUGCCAAGGUGUAUGUAUGUCAGCCCCACAGUACCACACAGUACCCCAAUAUUGCCCAAUAAGAACUUUUAUUAAAUAAAGCCAGCCAAGGAAAUCAGUUCUGUUUUGAAAGGAGCAUAUUUAAGUGAGAAACGGCUUGAGCAGUGGGGUGAUUUAAUACUUGUUAGCUGAUAAAUACAGCCUUUGCUGGAAUAAAACUUUAUGAUGCAGUGUUGAAAAGCUUAAUUACUAAACUGUCUAUGCACGUCUUGCUCAGGCAGCAAGGGUGACAAAUUAUAGCAGUGGAAUAGUAUUUUUCACCUUUGGCGUUUCUGAAGGGGAAAAGUAUGUCUAAAAACAUCGAGAAAGCAGUAAUAAUCCCAGACCAGAUAUUACUGAGGGAAAAAAAGACAACACUUCAUUGAGUCACCAAGCCUUCUGUGCAAAAUGCCAUCAUCCCCACCCCUCCUCCUACUCACUACCUUGUUAAGUAAAAAGAAGGUCAAUUUUACAUUUAUCUGGUAUUUUAUACUCAUCCAAGUAUGUUUGUGUGUGUGUGUGUGUGUGUGUGUGUGUGUGUACGCUUUCCAUCCUCUUAACACUCUUGUGAAAUACACAGAGCAGAGAAUGCUUAUUCACAUUUGACAAAUGAAGAAACUGAGGCACAGAGAUUGGCCAACCAAGGUCACGUAAUCAAAUGAAAAACAAGAACCCAGGCCUGCCAUGACCCAUUUCUAUUUACGUGGCACCAUGCUGCUGCCAGAUGAACAUGAUAAUUAAGGCUGAACUGAAAUGACUUUUGGAGGUACAGUCAGCGCCAUGUGGUCCUCUUAUUGAUGUUUCAUUUCAGAGAGCUAACACUAAUCCUGAUGUGAUAUAUACUGAAGUCUAGUAUGGAAUAAAGUCUCCGUAAGUACUGGCUAAAUAAUUUAUAUUCCUGUUAUUUUCAUUUGCUGGUUUAUUUCCUUCUUUGGGGGGCACUUGCUGUGAGAAAUGGCUGCAUCCUAAUGACACUGAAUUUCAACCCAGCAGUAGCUGGUUAACAAACAGGCUCUGUUUGCACUCAGCCUUGCUUCCGUAUUCUGCUUUGUCUCUCCAUUCCCUUUGUUUAAUUCUCCACUCCUCUAUCAGUUUCUACCAUUUCUUUCUCCCCUCCUUUUUUUUCCUCCCCCUUCUUAUUGUGUGUCGAAUUCUCUGUUCUCAGAAAUCUGGAAUAUAAAUGCAAUCACAUUAUGAUUCAUAGUAUUUAUAAUUUUUUGUUUUAAUAUAUCUUUUUUUCUAAAUUUAAAGUAGUCAAUGCUGCUUUUUAUUCAAGUUGAUUGGGUGAUCAUUAUUUUGAUAUUUCAGAAGUAAUGCAAGAAUUCAAACCUGUAGCUUUCAGGGAUCUCAGUGCUAAUAACCCAAAAAAAUAUGCAAAUCAUGGUACCAGGCUCUGUGGUAGACAGGAUGGAACAUAAUUAGCCAUCUCUACCUAAAGAUGCUAGUUAGAGGAAGACAAGUCCCAUAGAGUGGGAGGCAGGGUAAAGGCACACAGUGUAAUCACAGACAGUAAAUAAGAUGCUCUAUCUCAUGAAGAUGGGAAUCCUAAGAGAAAGAACCAUGUUUCUUUGAGAGAGAAGGUCUCCAAACAGAAUCAGAGGUCCAUCAGGAAAACGCUGACAACAUCCCUCCCCUCCACACCAUAGCUGGGCAGACCUGGCUGACUCCAGGAAUCCAAAUUGGUAUCAGAGUGGUUAGGAUGAGUGAGUGCUUUCUGUGGAGAAGCUCAGUGCAACACAGCAUGUGGUCUCUGGGAAAAGGAAAAAGCCUCUGCAAACUUCAAACUGCAGGAUUGAGCGGCUGUAAUCCAAUCUAAGAAUGUCCUUGUGUUUCAGACAGUAUCAUCUGGCCAGGUAACUCAGGGAAGGUUGAAAUGGUACUGUGCCCUGUUUUCUUUGCAAUAGACAGUAACUAUAGUCCACUUAAGAGUUCAUAGCAGAAUCCAUCAAAUGAGCCUCCUAAGGAGAAAGAGUUUCUAAGAGCAUUUUAAUUUAGAAGGCACGUAAAAUCAUAGAAUCCUGGAAUGUCUAGGUUUAGAGAGGCUUGAAGACCAUUUAGACCAGUUAUUAUAUAUCUUGGAUUUUGAACCUACUUGAGAAGCUGUGGAAAGCUAUAAGAUCUUCUCCUAACAGCAAAACAAAAAUAGUGAUGCAUGCAUGUAAAAUUUGCAUACCAUUUUAAAGCCUGCUGACUAGCUGCCUGUUUUUGUAAAUAAAGUUUUAUUGGAACAUAGCCUUGCCCACUUGUUUGGGUAUCAUCUGUGGCUGUUUUUGCACAACAGUAGUAUGAGUGUUUACAACAAAUACCAUAUAGCCUACAAAGCCUAAAAUGGUAACUAUCUGGUCUUUAAAAAAAAAAAUUGCUUGCAGUUACCUGGUAGCCUGUCAGUUAUGGAUUUGGCAUUGUAACUGCUGUGGCUCAAGUUCAAUCCCAGCCCAUGAAUUUCCGCAUGCCAUCAGCUUGGCCAAAAAAAAAGAAGAAAAAAAUUGCCGACUCUUGUUUUAGAGGGUUACAAACCCUCCAAAAUCUAUUUUAAACAUUCAGGGGUCUGUGGACCCAAGAUCAAUGACCUCUAAAUCUCCAUCCUAUUGCUUUAUGUAAAUGUAGAUUUAUCUUAGAUCUACACACCCGAUCCCUUGUUUUUUGAUCUUUUGCCCCAUUGUAAAUCCUUUAAGGUGGGCAUUACUGCUUUGCAGUUAACAACAUCUUCUGGAGUUAAAUAGAUCUGUGUUUUAAUUCUGUGUUUUGCUCCUCAUUGUGUGGCCUUGCAGUAAAACAACCUCAAAGCCUCCUUCAUCGUUGAAAAAUGAGUUAAUAGUAGGUAGCUACUUCAAAGAUUGUUGUGAGGCUUCAGUAUACAUAAAGCCAUAAUAUAAUACUGGACACAUAGUAAGUGCUUAAUAAAUGAUAGCAACGAUGGUGAUGAUAAUGAAGGAAAGGAAGAAGAGUAGGAAGAAAAGUAUAAGCAGAUCCUUCUGGUGUCAGUGAGGCCCCUGUGAAGGCCAGUUUCUUCUGCAUUUACAUAGGACACUUAGGAGAGUUAUGUUAAGGAGAGUCUUUCAUUGAUUAAAUCAUGGUGGAAUUCAGGAGGUUGAAAACUUUAGGUUUCUUCAAAACAUCCAUAAAACAAUAGUAGAGUCUACCUAAGACUAGCAGCGGGACACUUUCUCUUUUCCUGUUGUUGAGUUGUGCUUGGGAAAAUGGGAGUUUGCUCUAAAGCGGUCCUUGGAAAGAAACCAGGAUAGGUCAUUCUGAGACUGAUGUAAAAUAGAAGCAUUCUCUGCAACAAACGGUGUCUUCUCCUUGGCAAGUGUGUCUGCUGAAUGCAAAGAAUUGCAUGCUUGGAUUGAAUCGUGCUAAAGAUUAUUUACUUAAUCUCUGAAAUGCUGUGAAAACUGGGAGUGAGUUAUUUCACAUUCUUAACAUGUUUGGCUAAGUCUGCAGAUUCAUUUCCUGUCCCUGGCCUUCAUUUUAAAAAGCUCAACCCCUGGUAAGUUCUAUGAUGUCCUAAACCCACCACUUUCUAGAUAUAUAAUCUAGAAUCCAGUUUCUUAUGCCUUUGAGCCUCAGAAGCUUCAGCUAUAAAAUGGGGAAUACUAAUUAUACCUACCUUAGGGUUGUUCUGAGUGUUAUAGAGUUUAAUAUAUAAAGUGUUUAGCAUUGUUCUCUGCAUAUAGAAAAUAAUAAAUGUGAGCGGUUAUUAUUAAUAUUAUUCUUAGUGAGAUAUGACUUAGGAAAAUCAUUCCUCUCAUAGCCAUCACCCCAUCUAAAGGUAGCUUUAAAACUAGCUACGGAGCCAGUUCACUACUUAUAAAACUCAUAAGGGACUGUGUUCACAUGCCACAAUAAGUUUGGCCUCAUUUAUUUUUAUCUUUUUAUUUUCGUUUUUGUCUCUUGUCUUUUUAGGGCCACACCCAUGGCAUGUGGAGGUUCCCAAGCUAGGGGUCAAAUCAAAGCUGUAGUUGCCAUAGCCAUAGCAACAACGGAUCCCAGCCAUGUCUGCGACCUACACCACAGUUCACGGCAAAACAUCGGAUCCUUAACCCACUGAGGGAGGCCAGGGAUCAAACCUGCAUCUCAUGGACACUAGUCAUGUUCAUUAACCACUGAGCCACAACGGAAACUCCAAGUUUGACUUCAUUUAGAGUCAUUUUUCCUUCGAAAUUCUUAUUGACUCUUGAGUAAGUGAAUGAAUAAAUGCUUUAUGGUUUAUUCAUGUGCUCCUUGGCGUACCUUGUACAGCACCCUGUUUUUCCCCAGCCAAUCUAGUCUCCCUACUCUUGUGAUACUAAUCAUAUGUAUGCUAACUUAUUCGAUAAGCUACUUGCUACCAAAAGUCCAAGAUCCACAAAAUCAAGGCCUGGCACAUAAGAGGUAUUUAGUAAACAUCUGUUGAUCCUUUCUCUCCACACCCUCUCCAGCACUUAUUGUUUGUAAACUUCUUGAUGAUGGCCCUUCUGGUUAGUGUAAGGUGGUACCUCAUAGCAGUUUUGAUUUGUAUCCCCCUAAUAAUUAACAAUGUUGAACAUUUUUUCCUGUGUUUUUUGGCUAUCUGUAUGUCUUCUUUAGAGAAAUGUCUAUUUAGGUCUGCCCAUUUUUUGGAUUGGGUUGUCUGGUUUGUUUGUUUUUUAUAUUGAGCUGCGUGAGUUGUCUGUAUAUUUUGGAGAUUAUAUGUAUGUAUUCCUAAAACUAUGGUGAUUAUUUCUGAGUUUUUUAAUUUAUAGAAUUUGUAUGUAAUCAUUUGGAACUUUUCCCCCUCUGAGUUAUAUUCUUAAUAUUUUUCCACAUCAUGGCACAUAGACCUAGUUCAUCCACUUUCACUAGUGUACACACUUCCAUUUUAUGGAUAUAUCACAGUUUAUUUGUCCAUUUCCCCAGUGAUGGGCAUUCAGUGCUUUAAAUCUUUAUUCUUGCAAACAUUGCUGUGAUAAAUGUCCUUGCACAUGUCUCUUUUUAAACUUGAGUUAUUAAAAUGUAUUAAAAUUGUGAGUUCAA
Sus scrofa (pig) is the source of this 6322-nucleotide messenger RNA. RefSeq names its product renalase, FAD dependent amine oxidase (gene RNLS). Gene Ontology annotation, molecular function: oxidoreductase activity, acting on NAD(P)H. The record is from RefSeq and is a predicted model, not a curated record. Lineage: Eukaryota; Metazoa; Chordata; Mammalia; Artiodactyla; Suidae. Gene Ontology annotation, cellular component: extracellular region.